AUGACAUAGAGUUGUUAAAAGAUUACGCGCUCACAAAGUUGCUAUAAAAUGAAAGAAUACAAAAGCAACUCAUUCAGUUAUACACAGUGCAGCUUGGCUGUGGAUCGGCGCUUAAAUCGCGGGAAAUUUUCUUGCUUAGGAAAAUCGUGUUUGGCAGUGUCGUAACUUUGACAGAUAAUAUCCACACUACAAAUUCUUGCUACGAUGCCAAGAGCCUUUCUGCUAAAGAGAAAUUUCGAUGACGGCAAUUAUUUCGGCGAGAGAAAACUUUCUUCCGUUCAGUACGAGGAGGAGAAAGCCGCUAGUGAGGAUUAUUCAGAUGUCAGGCGAAGCAAAAAAGCGUUUCAAAAGAAAAAGAAAUCAUCUUACCCAGCCGAUGUCCGAAUUGAUGGGCGAGUGAAUGAUAUUGGAAAGAUUCUAAGGUUUGCAAAUGGUUUCAUUAAUAAUGGAAAGAAAAUGUCGGGCCAAAAUGCUCAAAAAAGCAAUCUUCAGGAAAUCUCUUGUUAUGCCGGGCAAGGAAUUUUUCGGGAAAAUGAAGCACUGGAGGAGAAAACCAACGCAUUCGCCAAAGACUUCAACAAGAACAUUGACUCGUCCUCGGACGAAGCCAAGCGGGUGUCUGGUUCAGCGCUCAAAAAAAGUUCCCAUGUGAAUAAAGCAAAUGAACUUAAUGAUACAGGCGCUAAGAGUCGCUCAGACAAGGCCAUCCAUAAAUGCAAUCAGUGUGGCAAAAUUUUUAAGACCAAAUACACCUUGUCCAUUCACUUAAAAAUGCCAGAUCAUACUCAGAGUCGGCCAUUUGUUUGCAACGUUUGCGGAAAAGGUUUCCGUCUGUCCAGCACCUUGUGCAGGCACAAGAUCAUUCACACAGAGAAAAAACCGCAUAAAUGCGAUGAGUGUGGAAAGAGUUUUAACCGCUCUUCCACACUUAAGACUCAUCUCCGAACACACAGCGACAAGAAGGCCUUCAUCUGCGACAUUUGCGGGAAAGGAUUUCAUCAAAAGGGAAAUUUGCGAAACCAUAUUAUGAUUCACACGGGAGAGAAGCCAUUUCGAUGCAACCAGUGUAAUCGCGCUUUCAACAAGAUGUCUAAUCUAAAGUUUCAUAUGCAUACCCAUUCUGACAACUUGCCUUACCACUGUCGAACCUGUAGAAAGCGAUUUUCAAAAAAGAUUGAUUUAAAAGAGCACGUUGAAGAAGCUCACUAAGAACACUUAGGAGAGGAAACAUAUGAACUUUUCCAGACUUUAUUAAACGCGAUUCCGCGAAAGCUUAAAAUCUUUAAGGUUUUUUAGGUGAUUGCUUCGUAAUUUUAACUCGCGCGAGGGAGAAUGCGUGUAGCAAUUUGUAAAAAAAUUAAAUAUUUGCACUUCAUCUUAACAAGAUCAGCAGUAAUUAUUGAAACUUAGAGAGCGACAGGCUAAAACUGAGUUUACCAACCUUGUCAAUGCUGACUUGAAUUGCAAAAGAUUCGCUUGUAUAGAAAUUCAAACCAAUUGCUCAAACUUCGUCCAAAUUUUUUCCUUUGUUGUCCUUUUUAUAUUACUUAAGCACAAUUUUAAUAGCGACGAAAGCGAAGAUUUCGCGUGAAGAAAUAAUAUCUACUCACACGAAGGGUAGUAGCUAUAACCAGGCAAUAUAAGUGAAAUUUUUAACAAUGUUUUCACACCUAAUUUUGUUAACAUUAUCAGUAAUGGCAUAACAUGUACAUUGAAGUCAAAUAAAUAAACACAUGUCAGAAAUUA
Molecule: messenger RNA, 1746 nt
Organism: Pocillopora damicornis (cauliflower coral)
Lineage: Eukaryota; Metazoa; Cnidaria; Anthozoa; Scleractinia; Pocilloporidae
Biological process (GO): regulation of transcription by RNA polymerase II
Cellular component (GO): nucleus
Molecular function (GO): RNA polymerase II cis-regulatory region sequence-specific DNA binding; DNA-binding transcription factor activity, RNA polymerase II-specific
Source: RefSeq, a predicted model, not a curated record